AUGGCUUCCUCUACAUCCACCAUCUCAUUGCUUUCCCUCUUUCUCUUCUCACUCUGGGCUUUCGUUUCUCAAGCUCAAGUUCCUGCAAACGAAACUUUCAAGUUUGUCAACGAUGGAGAGUUUGGGCCUUACAUUAUAGAAUACGAUGGAAACUACCGUAUGCUUAGUGUGUUUAACGCCCCCUUCCAACUUGCCUUCUACAACACCACCCCAAAUGCCUUCACUCUUGCUCUUCGCAUGGGCUUGAGACGAUCCGAGUCACUCUUCCGUUGGGUUUGGGAGGCCAACCGGGGAAACCCGGUUGGCGAAAACGCCACUCUCACAUUCGGGACAGACGGCAACCUUGUUUUGGCCGAGGCUGAUGGCCGAGUGGCGUGGCAAACCAACACUGCCAAUAAAAGGGUGGUAGGCUUCAAGUUGCUUCCAACAGGCAACAUGGUGCUUUAUGACUCAAAGGGCAACUUUGUUUGGCAAAGCUUUGACCACCCUACCGACACUUUGUUGGUGGACCAAUCUCUAAAGGCAGGGGCAGUAAACAAGCUCGUGAGUCGGGCCUCCGAGACCGAAAACAAAGAUGGCGCUUAUAGCUUGGUGAUGGAGCCCAAGGGAAUAUUUUUGUACUAUAAGAGCAAAAACUCCCCAAAGCCAUUGCUCUACUCUCAAGUGAUUACUAUUGAUAAGGGCUCACUUGACCAUGCAACCUUGAAAUGUACCCCGGACACAGAUGAGGGUUACGCUUAUGACAUAACCCUAGAUUAUGAAGCGGCCAACUCUUCUUCUGGUGGAAAUCGUAUUCUAGCUAGACCUAAAUACAACAGCACGUUGACCUUCCUCAGGCUUGGAAUUGAUGGAAAUGUCAAGCUUUACACUUACAACGAUAAGGUGGAUUGGGGUGCAUGGGAGGUGACCUUCGCUCUUUUCGACAGAGAUAAUUCAAUCUGGGAAACUGAGUGCCAGUUGCCGGAGCGAUGCGGAAACUUUGGCCUCUGCGAGGACAGCCAAUGUGUUGCUUGUCCAUCGUCAAAGGGAUUGUUGGGUUGGAGCAAGACUUGUGAGCCUGAGAAGCUAACUUCUUGCAAUCCAAAGAGCUUCCGCUACUACAAAGUUGAAGGGGUUGAUCACUUUUUGAGCAAGUACACUAGGGGAGAUGCUACAAAGGAGGCUGAUUGUGGUAAGAAGUGUACUUCGGACUGCAAGUGUUUGGGGUACUUUUACAACCAGGAUACAUCAAGGUGUUGGAUAGCUUAUGAUUUGAAAACGCUUACCAAAGUUGCCAAUUCUACUCACGUGGCUUAUAUCAAGACACCUAACUAG
Molecule: messenger RNA, 1314 nt
Organism: Prunus armeniaca (apricot)
Lineage: Eukaryota; Viridiplantae; Streptophyta; Magnoliopsida; Rosales; Rosaceae
Source: the annotation of a GenBank genome assembly